AUGGUUUCUAAUGUAGAGAAUAUCGUUAGAAAACGAUGCACCACUCCUUACCAUUGGGGCAGUGGUGGGCAAAAUAAAUCCACCGACAAAGAGACUUCCGAUCAAACGCUGGACAGAAAGAACAGAGUGCUCGCCAAACGUUGCGCUGCUGGUAAUGUGGAUGAUGAGGAAGGUGCCGAUGCUGACAAAAACUGGAGAAAUGGGUCGCCGGUUCGCUUUAUUCGGGGAUGCGGCGCGCACGCUCAAGACAAUACCGGCUACGCAUCAAAGAAGGCUUUCGGUACGAUGGGAUCUACGGGCGAUUAUACGAUCACCUUCCACUCUGUUUUGGCUGUAUGGAAAUCAAACCCAGACUACUGGCAGCAGGGCUAA
This is a messenger RNA of Zychaea mexicana, 372 nucleotides long. RefSeq lists its product as uncharacterized. The transcript has 4 exons. Lineage: Eukaryota; Fungi; Mucoromycota; Mucoromycetes; Mucorales; Lichtheimiaceae. The record is from RefSeq and is a predicted model, not a curated record. Bases 1 to 372 code for a protein of 123 amino acids.